AUGUCGCGCUCUUCCUCUCGCGUUGCAUACAAAACCUCGGAGAUCCAUCUCCCCUCCCACACCCUCGAAGCUCCCGCCAGCUCGACCAGCGCAGCCUCGACCUCGCCGCUCAAGACCCGCGCGUCCCUCCGCACUCGCGAGUCGUCCAUCGCCUCGUCGUCGACUGCCGCCGCUACGCCGAAGAAGCGCGGACGGGCGUCGAUCGCGCCGGGCGCGGGAGAGGAGGACUCGCCGAAGAGCGCAAAGAGGGGCAAGAAGGACGAGGGAGGCGGAGACCUGUGGGAUGCCGAGCUCGACAAGGUCCUCUAUGCCGGCAUGGCUCUCUUGCCCAACAUGGGCCGUCGCACGAUCUGGCUUGAGGAUGACGACGAGUCGUACGGUCGCAAUGGUCUCCUUGGCGAGUACAUCCGCCGCCAGACAGGCAAGAUCCGCAACCGCACCCAAGUCGCCAGCCACAUCGCCGUCCUGCGCAAGCACAACCCGAACGACAGGAAGCUUGCCGACCUGAUCCUCGGACACGAUGUCGCGCCGGAAGACCUCAUGACUACGCACUGGGCCGAGCUGCUCGGCGAGGAUCGCUUCCCCGAGACCCGCAAGCUCGCCAAAGAAGUCAACGAUGCCGUCAAGGAGCACCGCGAGCUCGUCGUCAAGCAGCAGAAGGCCCGUCGCAAGUCGCACAGCGGCUCGCCUGCGCCGCGCAAGCUUCGCACGGACGACGAGGACGAGACGGACGGCUUGACGAGCGAGGCGGAGGCUUCGGGGACGCCCAGACGUCGUGGACCUGGUCGCCCGCGCAAAUCAGUCGUCGCUUCCUCCUCGGCCGCCUCGAACUCGACUCCUGCUCGCGCCCGCACGCCUCGCAAGUCGCUCGCCGCGGCUGUCACACCCUCGAGCUCGGCGUACGCUGCGACGACGCCCGGCACCGCAUCGCGCCGCUCGGCCAGGCACUCGCUUGCCGCUGAUGCGUCGGCUGUCGAGGCGACCACUGACGACGAGACGCCCAGGCGCAAGUCAGCUCGUACUUCAGCUGCCGCUGCUGUUGCGCCUGGAUCGGCGAGGAAGGGCAAGGGGAAGGCCAUGGCGCCGGUCAAGAAGGACUCGACUCCUCCCCCGCCCGUUCCUGUCAUCCCCGACUCGCUCGCCGCCGAGUCAUCCGCCGCGAUGGACGUCGACGCCGUCGUGCAGGACAACACACACGUCGAAGUCGUCCCUGCUUCGGCGGGCGAGUCGGUCGAGAGCGGCUUGGCCGGCGAGAGCGGUACGGGCGGGUGGUUCUCGGGUGUCAAAAAGGGCUUGAUGAAGCUCGUUGGGUACUAG
Molecule: messenger RNA, 1317 nt
Organism: Rhodotorula toruloides NP11
Lineage: Eukaryota; Fungi; Basidiomycota; Microbotryomycetes; Sporidiobolales; Sporidiobolaceae
Product: TEA domain family protein
Exons: 4
Coding region: 1-1317 (438 amino acids)
Biological process (GO): regulation of transcription by RNA polymerase II
Cellular component (GO): transcription regulator complex
Molecular function (GO): DNA-binding transcription factor activity, RNA polymerase II-specific; RNA polymerase II cis-regulatory region sequence-specific DNA binding
Source: RefSeq, a predicted model, not a curated record